Molecule: messenger RNA, 738 nt
Organism: Auxenochlorella protothecoides
Lineage: Eukaryota; Viridiplantae; Chlorophyta; Trebouxiophyceae; Chlorellales; Chlorellaceae
Exons: 5
Coding region: 1-738 (245 amino acids)
Source: RefSeq, a predicted model, not a curated record
AUGGAGAUGAAGACGUCCGCUGCACUGGAGAAGCUGUCCUCCCAAGGCAGUGACUCGGGCAGCGACAGACUCCCCAAACUCGUGGCUGCAGACUCCACCAUCCCUGCCAGCUUCCCACUGGCUUCGCCCUUCUGGUGGAAUCGCGUCAGGAAGCUGCAGCCGCAGGCCACAGGCCCCCUCCACCUUGCCAUCGUUACCGCACUGACUUUCUUCGGUGGCUUUGUCGGCCACUUCGUGACGUACAGCUGGACUGCGGAGUUGGAGACGUAUGCCGCCAGCCUCGGCGAGGACCCAGACUUGAACUACAUCGAGUGGCGGAAUGCGGCCCUGGCCAGUUUCGGUUUCUUUGUGGGUGGGCUGGGAUUCCCCUUCCUCCUGGCCGUCUUCCUUCCCAAUCUGUACCGGUACUUGCGUGACACCCGGACUGGCAGCGCCACCGACGAGCAGAUGGAGGUGAACAGCAGUGUCCAUGACACGGUCGCCAUGGACUGCAAGCUGGUGGGCGACCAGCUGGUGGUCCCUGGCACCGAUCUAAGCAUUCCCAUCGCCUCCGGCCGCCCCGAUUUUGCCGCCGUCCUGCAGGCUGCAGCCAAGGAGACGGGCGCCAAGCAUGUGGGGGUGUACGUGGCAGGGCCAGAGCCCCUGGCCCAGGCCGCCCACCUCGCCAUCUGCGAGCUGAACGGCAGUGGAAAGGGGUGCGCCCACUUUGACUUCCACAACAUGGCCGGGUUCCUGUGA